CCCAAACAACCGCAUCCCGCCUUCGCGCGCCCCCCCCUGGCCCCGCGCCGGGCAGAGUCGGAGGGAGGGAGGGAGGGCGGGCAGCCUGUCAGGGGCGUGGCCUCCGCUGUCGUCCGGGGGGCGGGGCAGACUCCUCUUCCGGGCGGGAAAGACGAGCGGCGCCGCGGCGGUGGCGGCCCCGAAGCAGCAGCAGCAGCAGCAGCGCCCCCCCGGCCCCGGCCCCGGCCCCGGCGGGGGCGUCGUCGUCGUCGUCCCCGCCCCCUUCUUCGUGGCUGGCCUGGCGGGGGGAGGAGGAGGGGCGAUGUCCCGGCAGACCGGAGCGGAGAGCGGGGGGGGCCGCCCCCUGCCGAGGCCCCCCCGCCGCUUGUCAUCUUCAGACAGUGAUGAUGAAUUUGAAAAGUUUUUAUCAAGAUUGAGGACUCCCAAGCCUACAACGUGUUGCACUCCAAGGGCGGGAAAUGACAGUUUGAAUGACUCCAAGGACCACCAGCAUCUCCUCAGUAAGAAAGUGUUUAGUGACAGUGAUGACGAUUGUGUCUUUGGCAAACACUCUCCAAGGAAUCCGUGCCAGUCUGCCCAGGUGGGCUGCCAGAAGGAGAACCGGCGGGGCACGCUCUCUGCCCCUUCACGGGCAAAGCCUCUUUCGUCCAGGGGCAGGAAAAAGCCUUCCCGAAGUGUGGAAGUAGAAGGAGGUUCCACAAAGGAGCGCAGUCAAGGCCAAGCCCAGCGAACGAGGCCAAGUGUUGUGUUUGGCUGUGAUAGCUCUGAUGAUGAGGUUAACAGUCUCAUUGUUCGUGUAAAGCAAAGAAUGGUCUUCCUUGACACCAAGAGCUCUGACGACCAAACUGGCACCACUGGACAGAGAGGCUUCCGGUCUUCCUGUGAAAUUAUCCCAGCCACUACAAAGUAUGAGACCACUGCUGGGGGACAGUUCAACUCUCCUGUUCCCGUGCAGCAUCCCAAGAGCCAGGUGCUAACUGAUGCCAUUCAGCUGUCGCGGAUGCCAGUGAGGUUCCAAGGGCCAGUUCAAAUACCAGAAGCACUCACAGAUGCCGAACAUAGCCCCACAGUCACAAGAACAGAUGGGAGUGCCUGCCAGGUCGAGGGCUGCUUCUUGCAAGAGCUUUCAGAUCCCAAGUCCCAGCGAGCCAAAGAGUUCCAAACCAAGAAGGAAGAAAUGGCACAGCGCCUCUACGCUUUCUAUAACCGCACGGUGUUUGAGCAAAAGUUGCCAGAAAAGAUGGAAAUCAACUGGAAUAAGAAGAUGCGGAAAACAGCAGGGUGCUGUCUGACGGGAGAGCUGAAGGAACCAAACUUGGGGCAGCGGUAUGCCCGGAUAAUGCUGUCAGAGAAAGUUUGUGACUCAGCAGAUAGGCUUCGGGACACCAUGAUCCACGAACUGUGCCAUGCAGCCGCAUGGCUCAUCCACGGUGUUCAAGACGGGCAUGGCCGGAUUUGGAGUUUAUAUGCUAAAAAGUCUUCCUUUAUCCACCCAGAGUUACCUGUGGUGUCACGAUGUCACAACUAUGAGAUUAAAUACAAGUUUACCUAUGAGUGUUCUCAAUGCCAAAACACGAUUGGCCGUCAUUCCAAAUCCCUGGACACGCAGCGCUUUGUCUGCGCACUGUGUAAGGGGCAGCUGGUGCUACAGCAGGCCAGGCGGAAGGAUGGGACGCCGGCUCAAGCACCACUAACUCCUUUUGCAAAGUAUGUGAAAGAAAACUAUGCUGAUGCUAAGCAGUUGCAGCCGGGGCUGAACCACGGAGCCAUCAUGAGGAAACUCAGCGCUGACUUUGCAUCUCGACCAUGACCGGCUUGGCUGUUCGAGAUCCACGCUGCAUGUGUCUGUGAUGAAAGCAGAGCCCUCUGGCAAAAGUGCGCAGCAGUCUUUCCAGAGACAAGCAUUCUCGAAUUGCUGUGUAAUUUUUUUAUUCCUGAGGUUUUAUUCCUGAGGUUUUUAAAUAUGUAUGGAGUUGAACAAAAUAAAAUUGAUUGCUUGUGCCUUC
Sphaerodactylus townsendi is the source of this 2006-nucleotide messenger RNA. RefSeq names its product germ cell nuclear acidic peptidase (gene GCNA). Gene Ontology annotation, cellular component: nucleus. The transcript has 11 exons. NCBI's taxonomy places the organism in Eukaryota, Metazoa, Chordata, Lepidosauria, Squamata, Sphaerodactylidae. The record is from RefSeq and is a predicted model, not a curated record. Bases 302 to 1810 code for a protein of 502 amino acids.